AUGGAUUGGAUACAGAUUCCACAACUGUUCCCGAUUGAUCCUGGAGUUGAUCCUGUUCAGUCAAUCGUGGAUGAUAUCUAUGAUUUGUUCUCCCAAAAUCAUAGACAUCCAGAGUACCUCACCAGUAGAGCCAUAAUUACUCCAACGAAUGCAACUGUUUCUACAAUUAAUAAUUUUAUGAUGCAAAAUGUUCCAGGAUAUCCGACAACCUAUUACAGCUCAGACUCGCUACUGCUCUCGACAGAAACAGCGGAUUCGUUUGAUGAAAGCUAUCCAACUGAGUUUCUCAACUCUCUUACAUUCAACGGAGUACCAGACCACGAGAUCACAUUAAAGGUAAACACACCAGUUAUGCUCUUACGCAACUUAAACCCUGGUCUUGGCUUAUACAAUGGCACAAGAAUAAUGAUCACAUCGUUGGGCGACAACUAUAUAAAAGGCAACAUUAUGGGUGGUUCUUAUGACACUGAUGAGGUCAUUAUACCAAGAAUAGUGUUGAAUGUGGAGAACUCCAAGUGGCCCUUCAUACUCAAAAGGAGGCAAUUUCCAGUGCGAUUAUGCUAUGCGACGACUAUAAAUAAAAGUCAAGGGCAAACACUUGAAAAAGUUGGGAUAUAUUUGCCUGAACCAGUGUUUAGUCACGGCCAACUUUAUGUGGGAGUUUCAAGAGUAAAAUCAGCAAGAGGUUUGAGGAUUCUUAUAGAAAACCCACCAGAAAUACCUCAUGACUUUACAAGAAACAUAGUCUUCAACGAAGCAUUUGCCAAUACAGUGGAUACCUAA
Molecule: messenger RNA, 783 nt
Organism: Linum trigynum
Lineage: Eukaryota; Viridiplantae; Streptophyta; Magnoliopsida; Malpighiales; Linaceae
Source: the annotation of a GenBank genome assembly